CAUCUGGGAUUGAGAGAAUACCAUAGAGACGGGAGGAUCCGCCCGGAGUGACCGGAUUGGAGAUAGACCCCCUGGAGUGACCUGAAAUCGGUAAUAUACGGAACUGAAACGAUAGGAGAGUCACCGAGAUAUUAACUUGCUACCGGUAACCUGAUAUACCCUGAAAGAGAGUCCGAGGAGGAGUGUACAGGAGACCCGAGAACACAGAGACCCCAGAGUGACCCCGCGACCAGAGUGAGCUCAGUGUGACACGGAGCCCAAAGGAGGGUGUGUCCCAGUGCCUGGAGCAUAUUAGACCACUCAAAAGAUUUGUGGACAUCUUUCAGACGCUGGCUCCCCACCUGUGAUUGGAAUACUCAGAGCAGCCCUCCAGGAGGUGCAGGAUUGCAGCGCAGCGUGACGCCACAAGCCAUGCCGUUUCCCUUUGGGAAGUCCCACAAGUCUCCUGCAGACAUAGUUAAGAAUCUAAAGGAGAGCAUAGCUGUAUUGGAAAAGCAGGACAUAUCUGACAAAAAGGCAGAGAAGCAGAGAGGAGGGUUGAUAAGUCACACAUUGAGCUCCCCUUCUCUCCAAACCAAUUCCUUUAGCCCCCCCUCUCGAAGUCCAAACAGCACAUUUGCCGGGUACUCUUCGGAUGACAUGCAGAUCAAGAACAAGGACAUAAAGAAACUACCGUGGUCCAAAAGGAACUCGUUUGUAUCUGGGAAGCCGAAGAUCGACAGAACGGCUGUCUUAUCGGCAACUGAAGAAGUGUCUAAAAACCUGGUGGCCAUGAAAGAGAUUUUAUAUGGGACAAAUGAGAAAGAGCCUCAGACAGAAGCCGUGGCACAGCUGGCUCAGGAACUCUACAACAGUGGUCUCUUAGGAACGCUCGUGGCUGACCUGCAGCUUAUAGAUUUUGAGGGCAAGAAGGAUGUUGCUCAAAUCUUUAACAAUAUUUUACGAAGACAGAUUGGCACACGGACCCCAACAGUGGAAUAUAUUUGCACCCAGCAGAAUAUUCUUUUCAUGCUCCUUAAAGGGUACGAGUCUCCUGAGAUUGCUCUAAACUGUGGUAUAAUGCUACGAGAAUGUAUCCGGCAUGAACCACUUGCCAAAAUUAUCUUGUGGUCGGAGCAGUUCUAUGACUUUUUCAGAUAUGUAGAGAUGUCUACGUUUGACAUUGCAUCUGAUGCCUUUGCCACCUUUAAGGACCUGCUCACAAGACAUAAACUAUUGAGUGCAGAAUUUCUGGAGCAGCAUUAUGAUCGUUUCUUCAGUGAAUAUGAGAAGUUAUUGCACUCAGAAAACUAUGUAACAAAAAGACAGUCACUGAAGCUUCUUGGUGAGCUUCUUUUGGAUAGACACAACUUCACCAUCAUGACCAAGUAUAUCAGUAAACCAGAAAAUCUAAAGUUGAUGAUGAAUCUUCUCCGUGACAAGAGCCGUAAUAUCCAGUUUGAGGCUUUCCAUGUAUUUAAGGUUUUUGUUGCAAACCCCAACAAGACACAGCCUGUUCUGGACAUCCUCUUGAAAAAUCAGAGCAAACUUAUUGAAUUCCUCAGCAAGUUCCAGAAUGACCGCACUGAAGAUGAGCAAUUUAAUGACGAGAAAACCUACCUAGUGAAACAAAUCCGGGACCUGAAGAGACCUGCACAGCAAGAUGCCUGAGAGUGUGAGGGGACCCAAACCAUUGCUGACUGCAAGAGUAUUCAGCAUCCCAUGGACUUUGCAAGCAACGUCCUCACUACUAUCCUGAACGGUUUUCACCUUAUUCCAUUUGUUUUUGAAGUUUUAGUCCGAGUGUAACCCCUUCCCUGCUGGAAGAGCCCAAAUGCUGCACGCACCUCCAGCAGCCCAGGGGUUAAGGGAUGAAUGCAUAGCUAACUUUAGUUUGUCCCCCCUGCACAUUUAUAGUACAUGAUGGGAUUAUUUCUUCCCUCUUUUCUCCUUUGUUGCUUUAGUAUGGGAUUAAUGAUUGUUCAGUUUUGGAGUGCUGAGGGAAGAAAGUGAAAAAAGGAAUUACAACAAAAGACAAGUGUCUCAGGAGCGAGUGUACAUUUACUAGUUCUGAUUUUGGAUAAGAUGGCUUAUGUGUACUUUAUUUCCUUUUCUUUUUUUUUUCUCUUUUUUUUUUUUAAGCAAGGCGUUGCAUGCUUGCAAAAAUACAAUGGGAAGAAUCUGUUUCCAUCAGCAUAUUUGCACAUAAACUUGUAAUAGAAAUCGAGCACAAAUCUGAUCCGUGCAUAGCUGGUACCUUAGUUUUAAGACUAUAUUAUGCCUUGAUUUCAGACAGAAAACAAUUCAGUAAAAUGCAAAACUGCAGUGCUUUUAUUUGUAAUAAAAAUGCGGGGUGUGGACCACAGUGUAUCAGUAGGAAAUGAGGAUUCUGUAGCCAACAUGUAUUUUAACAGUGUCAGUUCUGAGGAACAUUCUACAGAGGGUAUGUAAAGAUUAGUGUACAUUUAUUAUCUGCCUUUCAACUGCUUACUUGCUUAUUUUGAUCGUGUGUUUAUUUUAACAGGAGUUUAAGAUUUUUUUUGUUCUUUUCCUUUUUUUUUUUUUCUCCCUCUUCUUUAAAGCAGCACUUUAUGUCCCUAGUGAAAAUGUUUUAAUCGCCUGAAAUUGCUGCUUUAUAAAAUCAUGCUGUGCAACUCUGUACUUUUAAGGGGCACAAAUAGCAGUUGGUAUUUCUAGCCUUUACAGUAAUGAUUGUUGAACAUCAGUAAACUGAAUUCCAAAUCUUUGUACACACUCUGCUUUGUACAAAACAUUCUCCAUUCAGUAAGAUAUUGUUAACACCUGCUCCUUAUAUUCUUGUUGCAUUGUUUGAUUUAUGAGGUGCCUGCAGUGUAGCAGAACACUCCAUAUCAUAAUCUAAUUUAUACUUUACAAGGCCUCUUAAAUGAAAAUGAUACCUAGUGAGGGAUGCUAAAGUCAUGCAAACUAAAUAAGAGCAUUGGUAGUUGGUUUAAUGACCAGCUGUCCCUUAAAUGGGGUUAGGACUCUGCUUGCCGGCAGUGCUUGGAAAUAUGCAGUCAGAAUAGUUUUUUUGCAGCAGCAGGUUUGUGAACAUAAAAUGCUGCUUUUAGACCCAUCAAGAAUAGAGGAUUUUAUGAACUUCCCUUUCUUUGGGCAGUGUUUGUGACGACUAGUGUUAUUUUUGUUGCUUCACCCUGAGUAGGCAGAAUAACCUGCUAUAUCCCACUUCCGCACACAGAGCAGGUCCCUCAGACAUGAGAAACAUACAAACAAAACUAUCCUAUUAUGAAAAAUAAGAGCUAUAACACACAUUCACUGUACUGUCAGAGCCUUCCAAUGCAUGCAGAAGAGAGGACGGUAUAGUAAUGUGUGGUUAAGCCUUUGAAACAGCUGUGUAUGAAGUAGGAUAGUAAGCAUUUUGUGUGUGUGUGUGCGUUCUGUAUCAAGGUGAGCUGCAAAUUCAUGCUUGUCUUGUGUAUGAUCAGUGUACAUAGCUGUGUAGGGCAAAUGGCAGUAACGAGGGCACCUUCAUAAAACCUUUUUCAUGUCAUGCAGAGGGUGUCCUUUAAAUUUUGAUUACAUUUUUAAAACGAAAAGAGCAGUGAAAUAAUAAUGAACAAAGAAAUCAUUGCAUUUUUUUUUUUACAUCAUUUAUUUAUUGUAUGAGGGAUUUCCUGCAUUGUGCAUGCAGCUGGGACAGUCUCAGGGCUUUGCAUGUGGUUUGGUUCCCAUCAGAUAAAUGUGUUAUUUGAUGUCCCCAAAUUCCCUGGAAGGUGCAGAAAACAAAGCCUCGGGUGAGGGGGGAAACAAUUGAGCUUUGUAUGGACUUGCUUCGGGUUUCUUUAGAAUCUCUGUGUACAUAAGUUUUUGGCCUCUUAUUCGUAAAGAAAAAAAAAAUAAACUGUACAGUAAAAUA
Messenger RNA from Bombina bombina (fire-bellied toad), 3877 nucleotides. Its product is annotated as calcium-binding protein 39. The record is from RefSeq and is a predicted model, not a curated record. Gene Ontology annotation, molecular function: protein serine/threonine kinase activator activity. NCBI's taxonomy places the organism in Eukaryota, Metazoa, Chordata, Amphibia, Anura, Bombinatoridae. The transcript is spliced from 11 exons. Bases 412 to 1650 code for a protein of 412 amino acids. Gene Ontology annotation, biological process: intracellular signal transduction.